AUGGCGUCCCCGGCUAUCAGAAAGGCGAUCGCUGAAGCGGCGUCGCAGUACUCCAAGCCCGAAGGGAAGGUCUUCCAAUAUGGUACCGCGGGGUUCCGUAUGAAGGCUGAUCUCCUCAACACCGUAGUCUUCACCGUGGGCUUGCUUGCCGGGCUUCGCUCCAGAAAGCUGAGUGGACAAUGGGUUGGUGUCAUGGUCACUGCCAGUCACAACCCCGCGGAAGAUAAUGGCGUCAAGUUGAUUGAUCCCAUGGGUGAAAUGCUGGAGGCUGAGUGGGAAACAUAUGCCACCAGACUUGCCAACGCCCCGCUUGACAAGGUUGGCGAUGUCUUUGACGAACUCAUCAAGGAGAUUGAUGUCAGCAUGGAGAACCCAGCUCGUGUCGUCUUCGCUCGCGACACUCGUGCCUCUGGCUCGCGUCUGGUCUCUGUCAUCAACGCCGCCCUUACCGCUUCGGAGGUCGAAUUCCUCGAUCUGAAGUACAUGACCACCCCUCAGCUCCACUAUGUUGUGCGCUGCAAGAACACCCUGGGCACCCAGUAUGAGUAUGGAGAGCCCACAGAGCAGGGCUACUAUGAGAAGCUUGCCGAAGCUUUCAAGAGAGUUAUGCGUGGUGUCAAGGUCAAGGGCUCCUUGACCGUGGACUGCGCGAACGGUGUUGGCGGACCCAAGCUGAGAGAGCUCAUCAAGUACCUGCCCGGCCCGGAGGAGGGUGGCAUGGAUAUCAAGAUUGUUAAUGAUGAU
Messenger RNA from Aspergillus niger, 744 nucleotides. RefSeq lists its product as uncharacterized. The record is from RefSeq and is a predicted model, not a curated record. NCBI's taxonomy places the organism in Eukaryota, Fungi, Ascomycota, Eurotiomycetes, Eurotiales, Aspergillaceae. The annotation marks the transcript as partial. Gene Ontology annotation, molecular function: phosphoacetylglucosamine mutase activity; magnesium ion binding. The transcript has 5 exons. Gene Ontology annotation, biological process: carbohydrate metabolic process; UDP-N-acetylglucosamine biosynthetic process.